AGAAAGAGAAAGAGAAAGAAGAAUUCCAAGGAAAAGAAGAAGAAGAAGAAAAAGAAGAAGGAGAAGAUGCAGACGAGCGAGCAAAGUCAGAAUCAGCAACUUCAGCAGCAAUUGAUGAUUCAGAACUCGGGAAGUCUGAGCUUCAACAGCAGCAAUCUGUCGAGAGAAGACGAGGAGAUGUCUCGGUCGGCGCUGUCGACUUUCAGAGCGAAGGAAGAGGAGAUCGAGAGGAAGAGGAUGGAGGUCAGAGAGAGAGUUCAGGCCCAGUUGGGUCGCGUCGAAGAAGAGACCAAGCGCUUGGCCAUGAUUCGUGAGGAGCUUGAAGCGCUUGCAGAUCCAAUGAGGAAGGAAGUUGCCCUUGUCCGUAAGAAGAUUGAUGCAGUAAACAAAGAAUUAAAGCCACUAGGCCAUACCUGCCAAAAGAAGGAGAAAGAAUACAAAGAAGCCCUUGAGGCCUUUAACGAAAAGAACAAGGAAAAAGUACAGCUGAUUACCAAACUAAUGGAGCUGGUGAGUGAAAGUGAGAAGUUGAGGCUGAAGAAGCUGGAGGAGCUGAGUAAGAACAUAGAUUCCAUACACUGAUGAUGCGAUGAUGAUGAUGAUGAUGAUAGUCCCAACCUUUGCUGAUAACUCUCUGAUUAGGCUUGUGUGAUGAUGUAU
Molecule: messenger RNA, 660 nt
Organism: Morus notabilis
Lineage: Eukaryota; Viridiplantae; Streptophyta; Magnoliopsida; Rosales; Moraceae
Product: syncoilin
Exons: 4
Coding region: 67-582 (171 amino acids)
Source: RefSeq, a predicted model, not a curated record